Penicillium soppii is the source of this 471-nucleotide messenger RNA. Its product is annotated as MARVEL domain-containing protein. The record is from RefSeq and is a predicted model, not a curated record. The coding region runs from base 1 to 471 and encodes 156 amino acids. Gene Ontology annotation, cellular component: membrane. The transcript has 3 exons. NCBI's taxonomy places the organism in Eukaryota, Fungi, Ascomycota, Eurotiomycetes, Eurotiales, Aspergillaceae.
AUGGCUUACCCGUGGAUUCACGCUGUCCGCAUUGUUCAGGCACUAUUUGGUGUGAUCGUGAUCGGGUUGACAGGAUAUGUUGUGUCAACAUACUGGUAUGGCUGGGGCUGGUCGGAUACCGUGAACUUCCUCCUCUUCCUCGGCUGUUGGACCGCGUUCGUGGCCGUGCCCUACCUCGCUCUUUCGCCGAUCUUCUUCCCCCGGCUAGCGCACCACUUUGUUAUUCCUGCUGUGGAAGUGAUCACCAUGAUCUUUUGGUUUGCAGGGUUCAUUGCUAUGGGCGCUCAGCUCCCCCCGCCGCGGUACUGUCACUACCAUGUCUGUAGCUCACUCCAGGCGGCAACGGUAUUUGCGGCAUUUGAAUGGGUGCUUUUCGCGGUGACCACCUUCUUUGCCGUUCUUGAUGUGAAGAAUCACCGCCGUAGCGGGGAGAGUGCGAAGACACAUUCCAAUGUGCAUGUUGGGGUUUGA